AUGACAAAGAUAAUAAUAUUAAAAAUAAUGAAUUUAAAUCAUUUAAAUCAGAAUAAAGAAGAGUUAACAAUUGAAGAAUUACAAACAAUUGAAUUAGAUAAUGGAUUACCAUUAAAUGGUGAUGAAAAUGAAUUGUGA
Messenger RNA from Dictyostelium discoideum AX4, 138 nucleotides. RefSeq lists its product as hypothetical. Lineage: Eukaryota; Evosea; Eumycetozoa; Dictyosteliales; Dictyosteliaceae. The coding region runs from base 1 to 138 and encodes 45 amino acids. The transcript has a single exon. The record is from RefSeq and is a predicted model, not a curated record.